AUGGCAGCAUUGAGUGGCCUGCCCCCUGAGCCAAUCAUCGCCGCCGUAUUUUCGAUAAACCCCAACGACCUGAAUGGCCUGGACCAGAUCUGGGUUGCAUACAAGGCCUUUCGAGUUCUCUGGUUUAAGGCCUUCACGGCUCCUGCCACGGCAGGUCCCGACGCCUCGCAACGUGGCAGAUCAGUCAAAUUCGACUCUUGGAGGAUCCUUCGUUACAUCGAUCGCAUCAAAAAUGUCAAUCUGUGGGGGGACCUGGUCUACGACCUCGGGCUGGUCAGGGAAGGCCUCAUCAGCCCGGCCGAUCUCAAGUACGUGUACUGCAUGAGCCAUGAGGUCUUGGAAUACAUGGUUGAAGACAUCAACUGCCAGCAUGACAUCCACUGGCUCAACGCCUAUAUCGGGAUGCGCCGGCUCGUUCCUGAAGCCCAGUACGUGCUGCUCAAGACAGCCGUCCAGCGCGCAGCCACGGCCAUGGAGCGCUUGCUGGACGUCAAGAAGGUGCACGCCAUGCUCCCCGGGAGCGUCCGGGUCGGCGCGAAGGAACUCAGAGAGUACGCAUCCAAUGGCAUGUGCUUCCACGAGCUUCAUAGCGCCUUGUGUGUCGACCUGAACGCCUUGAGAGAUGGAUCCCGCGCCGUCGUUAAGCGUCUGCCUGAAUCAGCUUGGAGGCGUUCCACCGUGGAGAUUGCUGGGAAGCGCGUGUGCGCGUCUGUAGUUGUGUAG
This is a messenger RNA of Cordyceps fumosorosea ARSEF 2679, 723 nucleotides long. RefSeq lists its product as hypothetical. The transcript has a single exon. Lineage: Eukaryota; Fungi; Ascomycota; Sordariomycetes; Hypocreales; Cordycipitaceae. Bases 1 to 723 code for a protein of 240 amino acids. The record is from RefSeq and is a predicted model, not a curated record.